AAUAUUAUAUAUAGUAAUGAACUUAAUCAUCGCCUUAAAGAUUCAAUUUUGGUUUUUAUCAAACUAUUCGCUAAAUCACCUGAUAUUGGUGCAAUAAAUGUAAUAUACCCUGCAUUAGACCCGAAUAUUGAUGAAGGUGGAAAGUAUUUUGAGGAAUGUGAAGAAGCAAAACCAAUCGAUCAGGCAUUAGACAAAGAUUUGGCUAAAAAGUUUUGGGAAAAGAGUGAGGAAUUAUUAAAUAAUUAUGAUGCCAGUCUUUUAUAA
Molecule: messenger RNA, 264 nt
Organism: Dentiscutata heterogama
Lineage: Eukaryota; Fungi; Glomeromycota; Glomeromycetes; Diversisporales; Gigasporaceae
Source: the annotation of a GenBank genome assembly